Botrytis fragariae is the source of this 1845-nucleotide messenger RNA. RefSeq names its product putative transcriptional regulator cwf13 protein. The record is from RefSeq and is a predicted model, not a curated record. The transcript has a single exon. Lineage: Eukaryota; Fungi; Ascomycota; Leotiomycetes; Helotiales; Sclerotiniaceae. Gene Ontology annotation, biological process: mRNA splicing, via spliceosome. Gene Ontology annotation, cellular component: spliceosomal complex. Bases 1 to 1845 code for a protein of 614 amino acids.
AUGGCAGCUUCUUUAUCACGGGCAUUGCCAAAACCAAAAUAUACAGGUGAAGAAGAGGAUAUUCCACAACAUGCGCAACAGAGAGGCCCUCGAAUCCUAGGCGCAGGCGCUUUGGAUGAUACCCAAAUUGUGUUAAAGGUUGGUCUUUCAGAUCUUAAACAAUUAGAGGUUUCUUCUAACAAUACAUCACGUUCACAGAAGACCGGACCUCCACCAUAUGGUAAUCGAACAGGAUGGCGGCCACGAGGACAAGAAGACUUUGGCGAUGGAGGUGCUUUCCCAGAAAUUCCAGUUGCACAGUAUCCUUUAGAUAUGGGACGCAAAUCUACUUCAUCGAAUAAUGCGCUGGCUCUUCAAGUCGAUGGCGAGGGGAAAGUCAAGUACGAUGCCAUAGCACGGCAAGGCCAUAAUGAUAAACGAAUAGUACACGCCUCUUUCAAGGACCUUAUACCUCUUCGACAACGAGCUGAUGCCGGCGAUAUUAAUUUAGAUAGACCAAGUGAAGAAGAGGUUGCCGCUUCUACCGAGCGAACGAAGAAUGCCUUGGCAACUCUGGUCAGCGGUGCGGUAGCUGCACAAAAACCUAAGAACGUAAAUGUCGGAGCAAGAAAGGACCCUACUUAUGUCAGAUAUACCCCAGCGAAUCAGAUGGGGGAUAACUCUAGGAAAAAUGAUCGAAUCAUGAAGAUUGUGGAAAGGCAGCAGGAUCCUAUGGAGCCUCCCAAAUUCAAGCAUAAGAAGAUUCCCCGGGGUCCUCCAAGCCCUCCGGCUCCGGUCAUGCAUUCGCCUCCACGAAAAUUGACUGCAGAGGAUCAAGAAGCUUGGAAAAUUCCACCUCCUGUGUCGAACUGGAAAAAUCCUAAGGGUUAUACGGUUCCACUUGACAAAAGAUUGGCUGCAGAUGGACGAGGAUUACAGGACGUCACUAUUAAUGAUAAAUUCGCACAGUUUGCAGAAGCUCUCUUCACGGCAGAUAGGCACGCACGAGAAGAAGUCAAGCAGAGAGCAUUAAUGCAACAAAGGCUAGCAGAGAAAGAGAAGGCACAAAAAGAAGAUCAUCUUCGCAUGUUAGCACAGAAGGCACGAGAAGAGAGGGCUGGAGCCGGCGCUGGCUCCCGAAGGCGAGACUCGAGAUCGUCAAGAUCUCGUUCUGGAAGCUAUAGUGAAUCCGAGUCUGAUCGAUCCAACAGCGACGAUGAAGAAUUCAGAGAGCGAGAAAAAAUGCGCCAAGAGAAACGAAGAGAUGAAGAACGAAAAUUACGACAGUCGCGCAUGGGCACGGAGAGGAGGAUUCAAAUGAUGGCGCGAGAGCAGAAUCGAGAUAUCUCAGAAAAGGUCGCUUUAGGCUUAGCAAAACCUACACAAUCAACCGAAACUAUGUUUGAUUCUAGAUUAUUCAAUCGGACAAGUGGGUUUGAUAGUGGAUUCAACGAGGAUCAAGCCUAUGAUAAACCUCUUUUUGCGGCUCAAGAUGCUAUUAGUAGCAUUUAUCGACCACGGCAAAAUAUGGAUGACGAUGAUGAUGAAGCAGCAGCUGAAGGUGAGAUGGCGAAGAUUCAGAAAAGUAAUAGGUUCGCGGAUGCCCUUGGAAAGGGAACCUUUCAAGGUGCAGCAGAUGUUGAGGUAAGAAAUUUCCCCUUGGUCACGAGUGGGGAUGAAGCUAAUUUGAGGGGUGAACAGGCGAGGGAGGGACCGGUGCAGUUUGAAAAGGAUGCUGGCGAUGUUUUCAAUGUCGAUGAUUUCCUGAGCAAGGUCGGUGAAAGUUCUAAUAAAAGAGAGUAUGGGUUACAGGAAGGCGAGGGAAGGUCCAACAAGCGGGCGAGAGUGGAUGAGGACGAUGAUUAA